Molecule: messenger RNA, 577 nt
Organism: Puntigrus tetrazona (Sumatra barb)
Lineage: Eukaryota; Metazoa; Chordata; Actinopteri; Cypriniformes; Cyprinidae
Gene: stmp1
Product: short transmembrane mitochondrial protein 1
Exons: 3
Coding region: 128-268 (46 amino acids)
Source: RefSeq, a predicted model, not a curated record
GGUAUGUCACGCUGAUGACAUCUGAAGCUAGUUCAAGGCUAACCUCGUCAAAAGCAGAAACAUACUAGAUUUCGGGACCACUGUUACUGUCAUUUAGCUUUUUUUUCACCGUUUCAAAGCUUUAAUCAUGAUGCAAUUCGUACUUGGCUUCACUCUGGGUAACGUGGUUGGCAUGUAUCUGGCACAGAAUUACGAGGUACCCAAUAUUUCAAAGAAAAUCGAGGCCUUUAAGAAGGACGUGGAGGCCAAGAAGAAGCCCCCAGAAUGAAGGACGCAAGUCACGUGUGAAAAUAUGGCAAAGUGUAAUAAAUUGAAAUGGGGGGGGGAUAUUUAAAAAGAAAAUAUACACAAAAUAUACACAAAAGAGCCCUCAAAGUGCACAGUGUAUUCAGUAUGGUGCCUCAGACUUGUUUUAAAGGUUGACCUGUUCUGCUUUUUGCAUUGUAUUCUGUUUCAAUCUCUUUCUUUCCUAAAUCAGGGUGAAUAUGUUCACGCCUGACAAUUCGAAACAAUGCAGUUUUAUAAAGGCUUCUUAACAUUAUGUAUUAAAGUUAUACUAAUAAAAUGUUUGUUUUGA